AGGCAGGAAUGUGUGAUUUAGCUCAAAGCAUGUAUAGGCAGGUCUGUGCUGUUUUGAAUAGGAGCAGGUAUCCUCUAAAUGAAGAUCUAGAGAGACAGAAAAUAGCACAGUUACAUUUGCUGAGGACUUUGAUGCUGUAAAAGCUUGAUCUUAAUGCUCAAAAAUGGAGGCGCUGUGUUCGUUGGACACCUGGAAGAAGGAUUCUCAUGUCCCCGAGCGAGUAAGUGACACACUGGUCAUGGAGAGUUUGAACCAAAAUCUUAGCAGUGGACAUCAGUCCCAUCAGCUGCUUCAGAGCACUCCACUGGAUUUGUUCGAGACCGGUAAAGCACUGAAAUUCCAAGCAGAGCGCCCCCAUUUGGUCAGUCUAGGAAGUGGCCGUCUCAGUACAGCCAUCACACUCUUACCCCUGCCCGAAGGCAAGACCACUCUGGGUCACGGAGCCAUGGACAUCAGCAUCCAGGGCCCGGGGAUCGCAGCUCAGCAUUGCUUUAUCGAGAACAGGGCUGGAGUCAUCACUCUGCACCCCUGUGGAAACCAGUGUAGCAUGGACGGACUGCUGGUCACCAAACCUGUGCGCCUGUCUCAAGGCUGUAUGCUGUGUUUCGGCCAGUCCGCAUUCUACCGCUUCAACCACCCCGAGGAGGCUUUCCGAAUGAAAAGCAUGAUGCCUGAGGGAGGACAGAAAGCCAGUGUGAAAAACUGGGCCCUCACAGAUUCUGAGAACUUGGUCAAUGGGAACCACCCGUCAGGAGCGCCAAAAUCUCACUUGGUCUCCAACGAGGGAGUGCGCCCUGAGCACAGUGCCAUUGUCAGUUCCAUUGAGAAGGACCUUCAGGAUAUUAUGGACUCAUUAGUCAUGGAUGACCCUCAGCCCUCUUCGUCUGAGUCAAAGAAGCCCUCUGGUCAUCCUAUCUCCCAGUGUCCCCUGUCCCCCAUGUUAAACGGAGGGGGGCGCUUCCUUCUCUCGCCCCCAACGAGCCCUGGUGCUAUGUCUGUGGGCUCCAGUUACGAGAAUAACUCCCCUCCUUUCUCUCCACUCUCGUCCCCAUCGGCCGCCAGCAGUGGCAGCUACACCAGUCCCUCGCCGAGUGGUUGUCAGGACCAGUUUCACACGCUUCCUCCUGUGCCAGUGAGGUCUUCUAGUUACAAUUACACCAGCCAGCCACCCAUACCUCAGCCACGGACCACACUGCCCAGCUAUUCCAGUGGCAACAGUGGGCCAAAGGUGCCUGAGAGUCCCAGACUCCAGCGAAAGGCACUUUUAGAAGCACCGCCAAGCCCAAAGCCAAGUCGUAAGGGGUUUAACCAAGACAGCUUGGUGGCUAAAUCCCCAGACAGCCCCAUACAGACUCACAUGCUGCCCUUAGUCUCAAGCUCUACUGCCCUGUCUGAUGCCCCAUCUGUCUGUCGGGUACCAGUUCCAGGUAGUCCCAGAUUCACCCCCAAAUUCUCCACCGCAUCCCCAUCAUCCUCGCCCUCUAGUCCCAGAUCCAAAACUGCCGUUGUUCUCCAGGAUCGCCCCUCAAGUCCUUUCCGGGAACAGCCUCAGCCAGACCGCUCCUUGACGUCCAGCCCCUCUCACCAACUCUCCCCACCCUCGCGAUCUUUCCAGCCCCCCUUAGACCCCAUUGUCCACAUCAUUCAGGGUGGACCCCCACACCCGCAUCCUCGCACACUACAGCCUCCAGAAAGUCCGCGGCUGGCCCGCAGGAACCUUGAAGGGAGCAGCAUGAGGGAACUUCCCCCUCUCAGCCCCUCUAUAGCCCGCAGGGGGGUUCCUGUGCUCCCAGGAGCUCUACCAGGAACCCUGCGAACUCCAGAGAUUCCAUGCCCAAGAAUUGUGCCAGAGAGUCCCAGACUCCGACGGAAAGCAGGGUCUCCUUCGGAGGAGCCGUUCAGUCCUCGUGGUGUGCGUGCUCGUAGUCCUUCACCCACCUCCGGACUGAUGGGGGAAGGCAGUGGACGGAAGGGCAGUUUUGGGAACUCGCUGUCUUCGGCCUUCAGCCUUGGUUCUCUUCCUGGGUCAUCGCCCCGAUCCAGUCCCAGAAGCCACCGGAAGAUGUCAGCAGGCCACAGGGACCACCGGAUGCCUCACCCAGGCAUGAGGGAGCGCAAAAACAGCAUUACGGAGAUCAGCGACAACGAAGACGAUCUUCUUGAGUACCACCGACGCCAAAGAGAGGAGCGACUCAGAGAGCAGGAGAUGGAGAGGCUGGAACGGCAGCGGCUGGAGACAAUCUUGAACCUAUGCGCCGAGUAUAACAAGGGUGACGGGCCGGCGGGAGAUCUGGGCAGGAUGGGCGUCUCUGGGCUCGGCUCGAGGGAAGGGCUUAACAGACGUCCUUCCAUGGACAGUGUGAGCAGCGCUUCGCUGAAGGUGGCGCAGAGACAUUGUGAAAGCCAAGAGGAGAACCUGAAGGAGGACAGCAGUAGCACUGAGAGUGCUCAACAGGACCGACGGACCCUACCAGUUCUGCUAAAUGGGCAAAAUGGACAGGCAGAGGACUCUUUGGGAUCGGGCAGCAUUGGCCGUCUGGAACUGGGGUACCUGGAGGAGGAGCGGGUUCGAGUGCUGGCAAAGGUAGAUGAACUCAAAGGUCGAAUCACAGAACUGGAGCAGCAACUUCAGGAGUCCAAACAGGAGGCGGAGAUGGAGAGAGCUCUGCUUCAGGGAGAGAGACAGGCCGAGCUGGAGCAAAUCGAGGCCGAGACUGAGAUUAUCAACCAGCUGCAACGCAAACUCAGCGAACUGGAGAACAGUAUCCAGAGAGAAAAAGACAAAGCAUGCCAUUCUGCCGGAUGGCCACUCAAGGCCCAUUCUGGUCUCGAUUGCCAUCCCAAGGAGAGGGCUAAUGUUGACGUGGAGCGGGAAGCCCUGGAGAGGCUUCAGGAUGGGUACAAUGAGUUGAAGAGCCAGCUCCAUAACUGCCCUGAGUCUCUGAGGGAGCAGUUACAGGAACAACUCAAGAGGGAAGCUGAGACUCUUGAGGCUGCGACAAAGCAGUUUGAGGACCUGGAGUUCCAGCAGUUAGAGAAGGAGAGCAGUCUAGAGGAGGAGCGUGAGACCAUCAGCCAGCAGCUGCUGCAGGACAGAGCCCAGUACCACAGCAGUGUCACCAAAAGAAAGGACAAGGUUGCAGCGUUGGAAAGCCAGGCCAGUCAGCUGGGAAUACAAGCUGCCCAGGAGUGUGAGAGGCUGGUCAAGGACAGAAGCGUCACCUUUCAGCUGCUACAGAAGGAAAAGGAAAGGCUGGCCAGUCUGGAGAAAAGAUAUCUGAGCCUAACUGAACUGCUCUUAUGGGGUUUGGAUGUGAAUAAACUGACAGCUGAACUUCUGUCCUGCGUGAAUGGGUUGGCUGUUAACGUGUCUCAGGAGUACUUGAAGCUGUCGGAUGUUUAUAAGAUGUAUGGGAGUGAUUGCCAUGACAUCCAGCUCGCCAACGCUUCCUCACAUGGCCUCUCGCUUGCCCUUGACCCAGCUGUAACUGCCCCCCGUGAGGAGUAUGUGACCGUGGGCCAAUUAAACCAGAUCUAUGGGAUGCCGAAGGUGGAGUCUUCCCCUACCUCACCCAUCCAAUUACUUCAUCCUUCUCUCGCAGACUCCGCCUUCUCCUGCCUCCCCUCCCCUCAUGGCUCCUCCCUCACUCUCUCCUUUGAGCGUCAGUCGGACUGGGGAAGGCCUCAGAUGCCCGCUCUAGAUUUAGAUCGCUGGUACCAGGAGGUUAUGGCAGCUGGAGAUAGACAGAAAAAGGUCAAGAAGAGCAGGGGGAGAGGCUCCGACAUGGCAGGGGGUUUGAGAGGCUUUGACAAAGGAUUUGAGGAGCUGUACGUUUGUGUGUCAUUCCAGACUGAGGGAAGACAGUGGAAUAUUGGCAUCAGUAACUUGGAUGCUGAGUGCCAGAGGCUGGCGCAGAGGAAAUUAGAUAACGAACGGCAGCGGCUGGAGACAAUCUUGAACCUAUGCGCCGAGUAUAACAAGGGUGACGGGCCGGCGGGAGAUCUGGGCAGGAUGGGCGUCUCUGGGCUCGGCUCGAGGGAAGGGCUUAACAGACGUCCUUCCAUGGACAGUGUGAGCAGCGCUUCGCUGAAGGUGGCGCAGAGACAUUGUGAAAGCCAAGAGGAGAACCUGAAGGAGGACAGCAGUAGCACUGAGAGUGCUCAACAGGACCGACGGACCCUACCAGUUCUGCUAAAUGGGCAAAAUGGACAGGCAGAGGACUCUUUGGGAUCGGGCAGCAUUGGCCGUCUGGAACUGGGGUACCUGGAGGAGGAGCGGGUUCGAGUGCUGGCAAAGGUAGAUGAACUCAAAGGUCGAAUCACAGAACUGGAGCAGCAACUUCAGGAGUCCAAACAGGAGGCGGAGAUGGAGAGAGCUCUGCUUCAGGGAGAGAGACAGGCCGAGCUGGAGCAAAUCGAGGCCGAGACUGAGAUUAUCAACCAGCUGCAACGCAAACUCAGCGAACUGGAGAACAGUAUCCAGAGAGAAAAAGACAAAGAGAGGGCUAAUGUUGACGUGGAGCGGGAAGCCCUGGAGAGGCUUCAGGAUGGGUACAAUGAGUUGAAGAGCCAGCUCCAUAACUGCCCUGAGUCUCUGAGGGAGCAGUUACAGGAACAACUCAAGAGGGAAGCUGAGACUCUUGAGGCUGCGACAAAGCAGUUUGAGGACCUGGAGUUCCAGCAGUUAGAGAAGGAGAGCAGUCUAGAGGAGGAGCGUGAGACCAUCAGCCAGCAGCUGCUGCAGGACAGAGCCCAGUACCACAGCAGUGUAGCCAAAAGAAAGGACAAGGUUGCAGCGUUGGAAAGCCAGGCCAGUCAGCUGGGAAUACAAGCUGCUCAGGAGUGUGAGAGGCUGGUCAAGGACAGAAGCAUCACCUUUCAGUUGCUACAGAAGGAAAAGGAAAGGCUGGCCAGUCUGGAGAAAAGAUAUCUGAGCCUAACUGGUGGAAAGACAUUCCCCAAAAGCUCAAACACUAUAAAGGAGGAUGUGCUUCACAUCAGCGAGGCUGACCUCUUAGACGAUGACCAGCCCUCCUCCUCCUCCUCCCCCUUUCAUGCAUCCUCAUUCCACUCAUAUCCCAUCAUGCCUCAGGAGGUAACUAAACUAACAGAGUACUUGAAGCUGUCGGAUGUUUAUAAGAUGUAUGGGAGUGAUUGCCAUGACAUCCAGCUCGCCAACGCUUCCUCACAUGGCCUCUCGCUUGCCCUUGACCCAGCUGUAACUGCCCCCCGUGAGGAGUAUGUGACCGUGGGCCAAUUAAACCAGAUCUAUGGGAUGCCGAAGGUGGAGUCUUCCCCUACCUCACCCAUCCAAUUACUUCAUCCUUCUCUCGCAGACUCCGCCUUCUCCUGCCUCCCCUCCCCUCAUGGCUCCUCCCUCACUCUCUCCUUUGAGCGUCAGUCGGACUGGGGAAGGCCUCAGAUGCCCGCUCUAGAUUUAGAUCGCUGGUACCAGGAGGUUAUGGCAGCUGGAAAUGUAAACCAGCUCUGCCCUCCUCCCCUCCCGGCUAAAGCUUUGUCAUCACGCAAGCCUGUGCAGGUGUACCGCUCUCGACUGGACAGUGAUACCAGCCAAUCGUCGCCGAGACCGAAAAUCAGCGCUGGUCUGUCCCCUACUUACACUUCGGCUACGCUGGGACGCAACACUCAAGCCAGGAGUCCUCUGAUGGUUGCCAACAGCACCGGGAGUCUCCCACGCAACCUGGCAGCCACCCUGCAGGACAUUGAGGCCAAGAGGCAGCUGGCUCUUCAGCAGAAAGGUCAGCAGGUUAUUGAUGAGCAGCGGAGACGUUUGGCCGAACUGAAGCAGAAAGCUGCAGUAGAGGCCCAGUGCCAGUGGGAGGCGCUCCAUGGCUCUCAAACACAUCUCAACAUUCCCUUUUCCUCAACCUCCACCGGGCCAGUCAUGCACCACUCCAUCCUGCACCACACAGCGCCCUCUUCUGGGGAACAACCGUACGACACCCUCAGCCUGGAGAGCUCGGACAGCAUGGACACAAGCAUCUCCACUGGAAACAACUCCGCCUGCUCUCCUGACAAUAUGUCCAGUGCCAGUGGUAUGGAUGCGCUGAAGAUCGAAGAGAUGGAGAAGAUGUUGAAGGAGGCACACCUGGAGAAAGCUCGACUCAUCGAGUCCAGAGAACGAGAGACUCAGACCCGUAAACUCAUGCUAGAGGAAGAGAGAAGAAGAAGGGAGGUGGCGGAGAAGAGACUGCAGGAGGAGACGGUACACAGACAGCAGCUGAUAGAGAAGGAGGUGAAGAUGAGGGCCAAAAACUUCUCUCAGGCCCGUCCAAUGACACGAUACCUUCCCAUUCGCAAAGAGGAGUUUGACCUCCGCUCCCACAUCGAGUCCUCAGGUCACAGCGUGGACACGUGCUACCACGUGAUUCUCACCGAAAAGAUGUGCAAGGGCUAUCUUGUCAAGAUGGGAGGGAAGAUCAAAUCCUGGAAGAAGCGCUGGUUCGUCUUUGAUCGCCUUAAAAGGACGUUUUCCUACUACGCGGAUAAACAUGAGAGCAAACUGAAGGGCGUCAUCUACUUCCAGGCUAUCGAGGAGGUUUACUACGAUCACCUGCGAAGUGCCACGAAGAGCCCCAACCCCUCCCUGACCUUCUGUGUGAAGACGCACGACAGACUGUAUUUCAUGGUGGCCCCCUCCGCUGAGGCCAUGAGGAUCUGGAUGGAUGUGAUCGUGACGGGUGCCGAGGGCUACACGCAGUUCAUGAACUGACAGAAAAACUGACCCGCACGUCAAAACGGAAACCGUUCGGCAGGGAGACUUUAAAAUAACCCAUACCUGUUAUUCCCAACGAGAGGAAAAACGUUAUUUUGCUACUUCCUUUUUUCUCUUCUUCUCGUGUUUCCUGAAGAUGUUAUGUAUCCACCAGAGGUUUUCCACGUCUGCCUGGAUUGAAAAAGGGAGCUCUAGAAGACGAAAAGACCCGGUGAACCAAACCUGCAGGUGGUGGCUCACUCGCCAUCUUCCAAAAUGCCUUUUUGCCGUCAGAGAUAUUUUUCAGUUGCAGUUUGUCUUGUCUGGAUGUGCAGAAACAUGUAAUAGACUUUCAUUUGUAACGUUUGUCCCACUCUUUUUCCUUUCAAACAUAAUGGGAAAAAUGCCAAAUGACAUCAAGCCAUUCUGGAAUAGUAUUGCGCUAAAAAAUUCGAUGGGAUUGACCGACGCGAGAGAAUAUUUUGAGAGAAUACUGCCGUACGUUUAAGUGAUAUUUUAAAUGAAAUUUACAAGAGUAUACUAUUCACAUUUAAAGAUCCCGUAUCACAGAAACAAAGACUUAAUCCACCAAAGCUCACCUACCAGCUCAGGAGUCUAUAUUUAUUGUAGAGGGACAUCAGCGACUCCAACUGUAUCCCACUGUGUUCCCAUCUUAUUCUUUUAGAGACAGAACCUCAAACACAUGCACACACACCACAAACAACAGUAGAGUCUAUUUGCCAAGUCCUGACAACUUGAUCUUGUGAUUUGACUCCCAAGGGAGGCAGCCAUCUCCCAUCACUGCCAGCCUAUGAGAGUUUGGAAUAAUUGCCACAAACAAGAGAAAACGAAACAUCAUAAUCAUGCAAGUCAUGCAGUGCCUUGAUAUUGUCCCAUAUUUGUCACUGUUAAUAUUUGAACUGUGACACUAGUGAAAAAUUGCUGGAAUCACAGGCUUGAGGUGUGGUCACAUUAACAAAAUUUCACUAAAAAAGGUCAAUUGUCAGUAGUUGUCGCAAUGUACGAAGCACAGCUCGCACGAAAGACGCUUUCAAACCAAACAGCUUUCUGUUUGUCAAUGUGGAAGAUUCGUGAAUCGCGAAUUUUUUUGUGGGGAAUAGCUGGGUUUCAGUCACGUGAUUAUGAUGACGCGCGGAAUUCAGAUGGAGGACAGGGAGUGAAGAGCGCAAUGGACGAGAUGGAUGAAAGUCCGUACUGUACUACUUUACACGCCAUUACAAGAGAAAGAUAUAAACGAAAAAUCAAACAUAUGUUGGACGUGAUCCUUACGUUUUCAACUGAAUUGGAAUAUUUUCCUGGCAUCGAGGCGGUAGAUAUCAGCAACUACCUCGUCUUACAGACAUACUUUGACUUUACAAAGUUCGGAAACGUUACAUUACACAAAAAGUCACUUAAGUUGAAUUAACUCACCUUUGACGAAGUGAACACUAGGGGUGUAA
This is a messenger RNA of Pimephales promelas (fathead minnow), 8175 nucleotides long. The record is from RefSeq and is a predicted model, not a curated record. Lineage: Eukaryota; Metazoa; Chordata; Actinopteri; Cypriniformes; Leuciscidae.